GUCAACAUACUAGCGUUAGUAAUUUCGCACCCGGCCCACCACACACGUAUAUAUAUACCGGGGUAAAUUAGAUAUUUUGACCUGGGAAUGGACAGCGGAAUGCAGAGUUGUCGUUAGAGAAUCGAAUUUGCUGGACUAAACGCGGAGGAAUGAUUUAAAUUGGAUUUAAAACCAACGCAAACCCGUAGGCUCGGUCCAGCCCGGUAUUGGUCUGCUUCUCGCCGUCGGUGGUGACUCACGGAGCUCGGGCCGUUCACGGAGCAUUGCUGACCGGUCGGAUAAAUCUACGGAAGGAGCGACAGGAUUUCAGCAUGAAGUUCAAACCGAACCAGACGCGGACGUACGACCGGGAAGGAUUCAAGCGGCGGGCGGCGUGUCUGUGCUUCAAGAACGAACGGGAGGAUGAGGUGCUGUUGGUCAGCAGCAGUCGAAACCCGGAUCAGUGGAUUGUUCCUGGAGGAGGGAUGGAGCCGGAGGAGGAGCCAUGUGGAGCUGCUGUACGGGAGGUCUUUGAGGAGGCUGGAGUGAAGGGUAAAUUAGGACGUUUGCUCGGUGUGUUUGAGCAGAACCAGGACCGGAAACACCGGACGUACGUGUAUGUUCUGACGGUCACAGAGACACUGGAUGCCUGGGAGGACUCGGUCAAUAUUGGCCGGAAGCGCGAGUGGUUUCCCGUCGAUGAGGCCAUCAAGGUCCUGCAGAGCCACAAACCUGUUCAUGCCGAGUACCUGAGACGCCUGCGGAUCAGUCGCCCAUCCAGCACCACCAACGGCAACCUGCUCCUGCCCCAGACAUCUCCCAGCACCCUCACACCGUUCUUCAGUGCUCCGGCGUCAGCCGCACGCAGAUAGGACACACACACACUCAGUACAGCACACACACGUCUACAUGAACCACCCACACACAUCUCCAGGGCCUUUAUGACCCUCACAGCACCUCUUAGGCACCUUUGGGACGUUCUUUAGAGGGACAAACCAAAGUCGUGUGGGAUUUCCGGUGAAGAAUGCCUUAACCAUUUAUUUUUGAAGUCGGUUACUGUCGGCUGAUAGGUUUUAGUUGUUGUAAUGGAAUAAUAAUUAUUGACCAGCUUUACAUAGCAGUUACAUGGAAGUGCACUUCCAUUAUUUCUCCAUCACACUCACCCGCAGAGUUUGGCAUUCUGGGAUUGUGACGUAGGGAAUGUCAGUUUCAUUCCACGUGGCUUUAUCAGCGUUUGACCUCUGAAUUCAGUCCGUUAGCGCUGUCGUGACCCCAGACUUCCCUUUAAGACUCAGACGAACCCUUUAAAAGCCCCCUUCACUGCUGCUCCUGACCGGAUAACUGGAUUCCUGAAAGCAUCAGAGAUUCCGGUCGAUGAGAUUUCUGGGAAUUGGUUGGUGAGCAGGAGAGUCGUAAUCUCAUUUUAUGCUUUGAUUAAAAAACAAACGUUUGUAAAUAUACUAAAAGACUGAAGAUGACAAAUGAUGUAUGAUGGUUUUUAACUAAAAUGCAAAUGUAUUAAUCUUUUCUGCUCGUAACUCUUUCUAUGAGGUCUUUCUUUAGGUGAUUUUGAAAAGAGAACAGAACUGUGAAUUUUGUCAGAGAAAAAAAAUAAAUGCUAACGGGUAAAUCUCAUGGAACUGGUCAAGAACAUGCACAGGUCAUAUUUCAGUACAAAAAUUUUAUGUAUAUAU
This is a messenger RNA of Sinocyclocheilus grahami, 1673 nucleotides long. It is a transcript of the gene nudt4b, whose product is annotated as nudix (nucleoside diphosphate linked moiety X)-type motif 4b. The coding region runs from base 312 to 851 and encodes 179 amino acids. The transcript is spliced from 5 exons. Gene Ontology annotation, biological process: adenosine 5'-(hexahydrogen pentaphosphate) catabolic process; diadenosine hexaphosphate catabolic process; diadenosine pentaphosphate catabolic process. NCBI's taxonomy places the organism in Eukaryota, Metazoa, Chordata, Actinopteri, Cypriniformes, Cyprinidae. Gene Ontology annotation, molecular function: bis(5'-adenosyl)-hexaphosphatase activity; diphosphoinositol-polyphosphate diphosphatase activity; bis(5'-adenosyl)-pentaphosphatase activity. Gene Ontology annotation, cellular component: cytoplasm; nucleus. The record is from RefSeq and is a predicted model, not a curated record.